This is a messenger RNA of Sipha flava (yellow sugarcane aphid), 812 nucleotides long. RefSeq lists its product as uncharacterized. Lineage: Eukaryota; Metazoa; Arthropoda; Insecta; Hemiptera; Aphididae. The record is from RefSeq and is a predicted model, not a curated record. The coding region runs from base 328 to 792 and encodes 154 amino acids. The transcript has 2 exons.
UCGGAAAUGCAAGGUGGGGAAAUCACCACGCAGGAAAAGUUUACCAAAAUGACCCAGUCCCAUAGCUCGGACGUCUAAAGCGUCAAUUACAUUGAGCGAGUUUACAAGCUGAUAGUUGGCUAUUUUAGAAGCGGACUAGUCGGCUAGUGCGAUUGUAAAGAUUACACGCAAAACGUGUACUACUCGCUCAGUAGUCAACUAGCUAGCGAGUAAAAACCACGUGUACUACCCCGAGGCGGUUUGCCAUUGUGAAUAUUAGGUACCUACGUUUCAAUUAAACUAAUAUUACGUUUUUUAAUCGACAUUUCUGUGUAAACUACUAUUAAAAUGAAGUGGAACACAAGUAAUAUUAUACAAUUUCUUAAUGUGUACCAACAGUACCAUUUGUUAUGGAAUAUAAAAGACAAAGACUAUUGCAACACAAAAUUAAAAAAUGAAAUUUUCCAACGUUUUUAUAAUGAACUUAAUGAAAAUCAGUUAAUUGGAGAAAUGGAUGUAAAGCAAUUGAAGGCUAGAAUCAAAUCCAUUAAAGAUGUGUACAGACAAGAACUACACAAAAUUGAAAAAAGCAAGAAAAGUGGAAGUGGUACCGAAGAAGUUUAUUCACCAAAGCUUGCUUGGUUUAACGAAGCAAAUUAUUUGUCAGAGGUUUUGAGUACAAGAAAUAGCAAAUCAAAUUUGGAUCUAUCACAAAACAGUGAAGAAAUAGAGCCAGAUGAAGACGGUCAAAACUGCUCGGAAUAUGUUGUGUCUAACAACGAAAGCAGCUGCCCAAAAGAAUUCCACAAAUAGAAGCAAUCAACAGAAAUGAG